AUGGUUUAUAUGCCACGUUUCCUAGCGGCUAUAGGUUAUCCAGGAGACCUUGUUCAUAAGUGUUGCUGUUUUGUUUUGUGUGUUUCUGAAAUCCGAUUAAUGGCGUUGGGAUUAUCUUCAGUGAGCGUCUUCAAAAGCGACUGCAAUCACCCAAUUGUAUCACGCACAAGUAGCAUAACAAAUUAUCGUCUUUGCGAUUCCAUCUCUGUAGCAAACCAUCCCUGUUUUCUCUCUUUGAUUCGGGUACAACAACCAGUUAUAUGCGCUAGAAAGACUGGAAGGCGAGGGGGCUCUCAUUCAUCAAAAAAAUUGAUGCUUGAGCUAGCGUCCAUGGUUGCAUUGAAUCUCAAUAUCUUACCUCAACCCUUAAAUUCUCUUAUCGGAGAAUUUGCCCAAAGAGAUGGAAAAGGGAUUUUAUCCGAACUCCAAAGAGUUCUUAGAGGGGGAGUUUUGAAUGGAUGGAGAAGGAAGAAACAAUCGAGUGGAAAACAAUCGUGGUUUAUUUUAUUAUUAGUCUGUGGUAGUCUGAUGUGUUGGAAAAUUAUGGAGCUAGACAUGUUUCUGAUGGUCUCAUGUUUUAGCCUCGUCGGACUUUCUAUUAUUCAGCUGUGGCGAAGGAAAGCAUUCAAGGAAUGGAUUUUAGGCUCUCUCUUUGGAAUUGUUUUACUGAGUUGUAAAAUAGGGAAAGGGGAGAUGAAAUUUGUGGUUGAAAGGCUGAAGAUUCGUUCUUCAGCUGCACAAAUUGCCAUCAUUGAUUUUGUUUGUCCAAGGGAUUGCGUCCAGGGUUGGUCUGUGAGGUUUUGCUUCAAAGAAGGAACUAGGAAGUUCAAUCAUCAGCGAUAG
Messenger RNA from Neltuma alba, 843 nucleotides. RefSeq lists its product as uncharacterized. The record is from RefSeq and is a predicted model, not a curated record. NCBI's taxonomy places the organism in Eukaryota, Viridiplantae, Streptophyta, Magnoliopsida, Fabales, Fabaceae. The transcript is spliced from 3 exons. The coding region runs from base 1 to 843 and encodes 280 amino acids.